ACUUUAUACGCAUAUUUACAGAGAUAGGAAGAAGAAGAAGAGAAAGAUAAAAGAAAGAUGGAAGGAAAGUUUUCCUUUGUGUGGGCUAUGAUCCUUUGUGUUAUGAUAGCACAUGCGCAAGGAAACUAUUACUCGACCAUUCCUGCUGACUACAACCAAGAGAAGAAGACCAAUCUCCAUUUCUUUUUCCAUGAUAUACUUAGUGGAGAAAACCCAAGUGCAGUACAAAUAGCCCAAGCCAAAAAUAGCCACUCAUUUAGCUCAUUUGGGACACUUUAUGCCAUUGAUGAUGCUUUGAGGGUAGGUGUCGAACCAACCUCAGAAGUCAUUGGGAGAGCUAAAGGGCUAUAUGUGAUAGCUGCGCAAGAAGAUGAUUUGGCUUUGGUUAUGUAUGUGGAUUUUGGUUUCACAACAGGUAAGUUUAAUGGAAGUUCGUUUAUUGUGUGUUCACAAAAUCCUGUAACAGAGACGAAACGCGAGCUCGCUGUGGUUGGUGGGCGAGGAAACUUUAGGAUGGCUAGAGGAUUUGCAGAACUCUAUACACGUUACAUUAAUGUCACUACUGGUGAUGCCAUUGUUGAGUAUAAUGUGACCUUGUUUCAUUACUAGUUAGCAACCUUCUUCUUCUUCGUUCCAUUUCUGAGUUCCCCUAGCCCAGAUUGUGUUCGAAAUAAUUUCAGUUCCUUCUUCUUAUCUUUCAAAAUAAUAAUUAAAUUGUCCUUUGGGUUAUCUGUAAUGAGCCACAUGAAGUAUGAAGUUUUCAUGUGCAGAAAAAUUUAAUAUAUUAAUGUCUUAUUUCUUCU
Messenger RNA from Jatropha curcas, 803 nucleotides. RefSeq names its product dirigent protein 4. The record is from RefSeq and is a predicted model, not a curated record. Lineage: Eukaryota; Viridiplantae; Streptophyta; Magnoliopsida; Malpighiales; Euphorbiaceae.